Messenger RNA from Castor canadensis (American beaver), 620 nucleotides. It is a transcript of the gene Tmem164, whose product is annotated as transmembrane protein 164. The record is from RefSeq and is a predicted model, not a curated record. Lineage: Eukaryota; Metazoa; Chordata; Mammalia; Rodentia; Castoridae.
UGUACCAGACCCAGGUUCUUCUUUGUUUGCAUUGGUGUCUGAAUGUGACCUGAACUUGGUCUUCUUUCCUCUCUAGGUUACAGAUGCACAUGUUGAAUGGAGCUCUUUUGGCUUUGCUGUUUCCUGUAGUAAACACCCGGCUGCUCCCCUUUGAAUUGGAGAUUUACUACAUUCAGCAUGUCAUGCUCUACGUGGUGCCCAUCUACCUGCUUUGGAAAGGAGGUGCAUACACCCCAGAGCCCCUUAGCAGUUUCCGAUGGGCUCUUCUUUCAACUGGCAUCAUGUUCUUUUACCACUUCAGCAUCCUGCAGAUCAUCGGCUUGGUCACCGAGGUGAAUUUGAACAACAUGCUGUGUCCGGCCAUCUCAGACCCAUUCUACGGCCCCUGGUAUCGCAUCUGGGCCUCGGGACACCAGACUCUCAUGACCAUGACCCACGGGAAGCUGGUCAUCCUGUUCUCAUACAUGGCUGGGCCCUUGUGUAAAUAUCUGCUGGAUUUGCUCCGGCUUCCAGCCAAGAAAAUAGACUGAAGGUGCUUUUUUUUUUUUUCUCCCCAAGGAAGCAAGUCCUGACUUGACUUGGAGAAAACCCAAUUCUUGAUGAAAUCAUGGGAGAGGGCA